Dovyalis caffra is the source of this 882-nucleotide messenger RNA. The record is from the annotation of a GenBank genome assembly. NCBI's taxonomy places the organism in Eukaryota, Viridiplantae, Streptophyta, Magnoliopsida, Malpighiales, Salicaceae.
AUGACUCACUUUUCUACCAAUUUGAAGUUGGAUGAGAUUGGUCGCGUGGUUUCGGUUGGAGAUGGGAUUGCACGUGUUUAUGGAUUGAACGAGAUUCAAGCUGGUGAAAUGGUCGAAUUUGCCAGCGGUGUGAAAGGAAUAGCCUUGAAUCUUGAAAAUGAGAAUGUGGGGAUUGUUGUCUUUGGUAGUGAUACGGCUAUUAAAGAAGGAGAUCUUGUCAAACGAACUGGAUCUAUUGUGAAUGUUCCUGCGGGAAAGGCUAUGCUAGGGCGUGUGGUCGACGCCUUGGGAGUACCUAUUGAUGGAAGAGGAGCUCUAAGCGAUCACGAGCGAAGACGUGUCGAAGUGAAAGCCCCUGGGAUUAUUGAACGUAAAUGCUGUGCACGAGCCUAUGCAAACGGGCGAUUGGACGAAACGUUCAACUGUGGCACGAUUAGUUCAAAUUCUUUCGAAGCGAAUGCUUUGGAAUAUUCCAUUCUUGUAGCGACCACCGCUUCGGAUCCUGCUCCUCUGCAAUUUACGGCCCCAUAUUCUGGUCGUGCCAUGGGAGAAUAUUUCCGUGAUAAUGGAAUGCACGCAUUAAUAAUCUAUGAUGAUCUUAGUAAACGAGCAGUCGACUUAUCGACAAAUGUCUCUUACUAUUACGAAGACCACGCGGUCGUGAAGCUUAUCCGGGAGAUUCGCGUCGGGUCUGUUGCUCGAUUAAAAGCUAUGAAAAAAGUAUACGGAAGUUUAAAACUAGAAUUGGCACAAUAUCGAGAAGUCGUCGCCUUUGCUCAAUUUGGAUCGGACGCCGAUCCCGCGACUCAAGCAUUACUCGAUAGAGGAGCAAGGCUCACGGAAGUACUAAAACAACCACUGAUAUACACCACUACCAAUUGA